CCAGACCUCUUGGCUUUGUUGUGCUGCACGUCUGAGCAGGAGGAGGGGGCUUGGCCAAGCGCUUCCCCGCAGCUCGGCCAGCCCGCUCACGCACGCCGGGCGCGGAGGAGCCGAUGGAGGCGGGGAAGCGGGGCUGAAGGCUGGCACCGGGCUGCGGGGACGGAGCUCGCCUGUCUGACCGCAGGGCCGGCACCCACCCGACAAUGGAGUGCUGCCGCUGGACAGCCGCCGGCACCCUGCUUCUAGCUUCCCUCAUCCUGAGCUCCAGAACAGCUCGCUCGGAGGAAGACCGAGACUCCCUGUGGGACGCCUGGGGUUCGUGGAGCGAAUGCUCACGCACCUGUGGAGGAGGGGCUUCAUAUUCCCUGAGACGCUGCCUGAGCAGCAAGACCUGUGAAGGGCGAAACAUCCGGUACAGGACAUGCAGCAAUGUGGACUGCCCGCCAGAAGCAGGUGAUUUUCGUGCCCAGCAGUGCUCUGCUCACAACGAUGUCAAGUACCAGGGGCAGUUGUAUGAGUGGCUUCCUGUGUCUAAUGACCCUGACAACCCAUGCUCACUGAAGUGCCAAGCCAGAGGAACGGCUCUGGUUGUGGAGCUGGCACCAAAAGUUCUGGAUGGGACACGGUGCUACACUGAAUCCCUGGACAUGUGCAUCAGUGGCUUGUGCCAAAUUGUUGGCUGUGACCACCAGCUGGGAAGUGCUGUCAAGGAAGAUAACUGUGGGGUCUGCAAUGGAGAUGGGUCCACCUGCCGGCUGGUUCGAGGCCAGUAUAAGUCCCAGCUCUCCGCAAGUAAACUGGAUGAUACAGUGGUUGCUAUUCCCUAUGGAAGUAGACAAAUUCGCCUCGUGCUGAAAGGACCUGAUCAUUUAUAUUUGGAAACUAAGACUCUCCAAGGUGUGAAGAGUGAAAACAGCCUCAGCACCACUGGCUCCUUCCUUGUAGAAAAUUCUAGCAUUGAUUUCCAGAAGUUUCCUGACAAGGAGAUCUUAAGAAUAUCUGGGCCUCUCUCUGCAGACUUUACUAUCAAGAUCCAUUAUGGUGGUGCUGCUGACAGUUCAGUCCAGUUCAUCUUCUACCAGCCAAUCAUUCACAGAUGGAGGGAAACUGAUUUUUUCCCUUGUUCAGCAUCCUGUGGUGGAGGUUAUCAAUUGACAUCUGCUGAGUGCUUUGAUCUGAGAAGCAAUCGGGUAGUAGCAGAUCAAUACUGUCACUAUUAUCCUGAAAAUAUCAAGCCAAAGCCAAAACUUCAAGAGUGUAAUCUGGAUCCUUGUCCUGCAAGUGAUGGAUACAAGCAGAUCAUGCCCUAUGACCUCUACCAUCCCCUUCCUCGAUGGGAAAGUACACCCUGGACUGCCUGUUCCUCAUCCUGUGGAGGGGGCAUUCAAAGCCGCAGCGUCUCCUGUGUGGAAGAAGACAUUCAGGGGCACAUCAGCCCCGUAGAUGAAUGGAAAUGCAUGUAUACUCCAAAGAUGCCUGUUGUCCAGCCUUGCAAUAUAUUUGACUGUCCAAAGUGGCUUGCUCAAGAAUGGUCUCCGUGCACUGUGACCUGUGGACAAGGACUCAGAUACCGUGUGGUCCUCUGCAUUGACCACAGAGGGAUGCAUACAGGAGGCUGUAGUACUAAAACAAAGCCACACGUAAAAGAAGAAUGUGUUGUACCCACUCCUUGCUACAAGCCCAAAGAGAAACUUCCUGUGGAAGCAAAGUUGCCAUGGUAUAAGCAGGCUCAAGAGCUGGAGGAAGGAACAGCCGUUUCUGAAGAACCCUCGUUUAUUCCUGAGGCUUGGUCCACCUGCAGUGUCACCUGUGGAGUAGGCAGCCAGAUGCGGCUUGUGAAAUGCCAAGUGCUCCUCUCUUUCUCUCAGUCAGUGGCUGAUCUGCCCAUCGAUGAAUGUGAAGGUCCCAAACCUGUGUCUCAGAGAGCCUGUUACAGCGGUCCCUGCAGUGGGGAGGCAACGGAAUACACCCCAGAGGAGACUCAGCUUCUGUAUGGCAGCUUGCAGGAGUUUGAUGAGCUCUAUGACUGGGAAUAUGAAGGCUUUACAGAGUGCUCAGAGUCCUGCGGAGGAGGUGUCCAGGAGGCUGUGGUGACCUGUCUGAACAAGCAAACUAGGGAAAUUGCAGACGAAACACUGUGUGUUAGCAGCCGUCGCCCUCCACAGCUGCUGAAGUCCUGUAGCCUGGACCCUUGCCCCCCAAGAUGGGAGAUUGGGAAUUGGAGCACUUGCAGUCUUACCUGUGGGGUUGGUUUGCAGACACGAGAUGUCUUCUGUUCCCAUCUACUAUCAAGAGAGACCAAUGAGACUGUGAUUUUGGCAGAUGAAUUGUGCUCCAAACCCAAGCCAUCCCUCGUGCAAGCCUGUAAUCGCUUUGACUGCCCACCCUCCUGGUACCCUACAGAAUGGCAAGAGUGCUCACAGACCUGUGGUGGUGGUGUCCAGAAGCGAGAUACACUUUGUAAGCAGCGCCUGGCCGAUGGAAGCUUGCUAGAGCUGCCAGAAACCUUCUGCUCCAUGCCAAGGACAAUUACACAACAAGCCUGCAAAAAUGAGGAUUGUCCCAAUGAGUGGCUUCUCUCUGAGUGGACACAGUGUUCAGUGAGCUGUGGAGAAGGCACGCAGAGUCGAAAUGCUACUUGCAGAAAGAUGCUGAAAACCGGGGACUAUCUUAUCAUCAAUUCCUCACUCUGCCUCCCUUUGCCAUUCUCAGCCUUGAUCAGGCCCUGUUCACUAGGCCCCUGUGCACGACGCAACAGACCAGCUCAUAAGCAAAGCCCCCAUAUUAUGGCUGUAAAGCAAGUUUACAUCCAGACGAGGAAGCAGAAGAAACUGCACUUCAUUGUGGGUGGACAUGCCUACCUGCUGCCCAAAACUUCUGUUAUUCUCCGAUGCCCUACAAGGAGGUUCCGGAAAUCAAUGAUUACCUGGGAGAAGGACGACAAGAGGCUUGUCAGUUCAGCUCACAUCACCAUUGCACCCUAUGGAUACAUGAAAAUACAUCAUCUGAAACCUUCAGACACUGGGACAUACACCUGCACAGCAGGGCCAGCCCGGGAGCACUUCAUAAUUAAACUGAUUGGAAGCAACAAGAAGAUCAUUGCUGGGCAACCAGCUGGUAUUAGGGAGGAAGAAGUCAUGAGAAAGGCCGGUUUAAAUGAUGCUUUGCGAACAGAGGAUAAACAUCUCAAUGGGAUUUUCUUCAAUGGUAGCAAGGCUGAAAAGCAAGGACAUCUUGCUAACCCCAGCAGAUGGUAUGACAAUAUUGUCUCAAGGCUGCUACAGCUCAGGGGCUGGCCAGCAGAAAAUUUGGAGUCCUGGGAAGCCCAGGAGUCUGUGGAGAGAAAUGCAUCCUCUGAAGAGGACCAGAGCCGGGAGCAUAGCCUGCCAUUUACUAUGGUCACAGAACAGAAACGCUUGGAUGAUAUCAUAAGGAAUUUGUCUCAACAACCUGAGGAGCUUAAAGAUACCUACACUGAGCAUCUUGUUGUGCACCUGGCUCAUGAGGUUUUCAAAAGCUACUUGGACCACCAGGAAUCUGUCCUCAAAGCAUCAAGGCAAAAAAUGGAUUCAACCUCAGUGGAGUACCCUUACCACAGACGUGUUUCUGGAUUUACCAGCUCCUUGAGGGCAUCAUCUGCCGAAACAUUUAUUCCCACCUCUGUAGACCUAGCAAAUCGCUUGCACAGGCCUCACCAAAAGCCUGCCAUCCUCCGAAAGAUUUCAGCAGCACAACAACUUUCUGCUUCAGAGGUUGUCACCCACCUGGGACAGACUGUGGUCCUAGCAAGCGGCACACUGAGUGUGUUGCUUCACUGUGAAGCAGUGGGAAAUCCAAAGCCCACCAUCAGCUGGGCUAAGAAUGGAGAGGAAGUGAAAUACAAUGAUAGGUUGCUCCUUCAGCCUGACGACUCCUUGCAGAUUCUAGCACCUGUGGAAGCUGAUGUGGGUUUCUAUGCUUGCAAUGCAUCCAAUGCCCUGGGAUCUGACUCUGUCUCCAUUGCUGUCACCCUAGCAGGAAAGCCACUGAUAAAGGCAUCAAGAGCUACCAUGAUCAACACCGAAUCACCUGCCGUCACUGUUGAUAUUGGAAGCAUGCUGAAAACAAUCCAGAAAGCAAAUGUUAGCAUUAACUGCCAGGUUGCAGGUGUUCCUGAAGCAAAAGUUACUUGGUUUAAGAACAAGGUGAAGCUGUCCUCUGCUCACCAUCUGCAAAAUGGGUUGCUGUUAAUAGCAAAUGUUUCUCUAUCAGAUCAGGGGUUAUACUCCUGCAAGGCAUCCAAUCUUCACGGGGAAGUAACUGAAAGCUCCCAGCUGUUGGUUCUUGAGCCUCCACGACCUCUUCCUUACCUAGAAGACUUGACAGCAGUGCUUAGCAGUGCUGGGCCCAGCACCCAUUCAGUGCUGACUUCUCCUUCAGGAACAAAACUGACUGUCAGUCCAGGGAGCUCUGCUCUCAUAGGUUGUGCCGUCGAUGGACAUCCAACCCCAAACAUUACCUGGCUUUACUCUGGUGAGCCUCUCAGUCUACAACAUCAACUCCUGGCAGCAGGACAAAUCCUUCAUAUACUCAAUGUCAGUGAUUUCACUAAUGGUGAAUUCAGCUGCCUUGCCCAGAAUGAGGCUGGCUCACUCACACAAGUAAUGACCCUGGCUAUACAAGAGUACCAGUGGUCGGUGGACAAACUGACAGCUUGUUCGGCUUCCUGCGGCCACAGAGGGCUGCAGCUGCCCCAGCUGAGGUGCCUUCUGGAUGGAGUGGAAGUCAACGCAUCCUACUGUGGAGAGACACCCAAGCCAUCUCUGCAGCCCAUCGCGUGCAACAGAAGAGACUGCCCUUCCCGGUGGAUGGUAACAUCCUGGUCUCCUUGCUCACGGAGCUGUGGUGGAGGCCUGCAGACGCGGAGAGUGACAUGCCAGCGCCUGACAGCGAAAGGCAGCUCUGUCCCCAUGUCCAAUGAGGCGUGUGCCCAGGUGUCCAAGCGCCCUGUGGACACACAGAGCUGUAACAGGCAGCCCUGUGUUGAGUGGGCAGCUUCCUCCUGGGGCCAGUGUAAUGGGCCUUGCAUUGGACCACGACUGGCUGUACAGCACCGACAGAUAUUUUGCCAGACCAAAGAUGGGACUUCUGUGUCAUCUCAUCAGUGCAGUUCCUUACCAAGGCCACUGAGCACCCAGAACUGCUGGACUGAUGUCUGUGGUGUGCACUGGAGGGUCAGCCUGUGGACCGUCUGCACGGCUACGUGCGGAAACUACGGCUUCCAGUCACGGCGUGUGGACUGCGUGCACAUCCGCACCAACAAGCCCGUGAUGGAGCACCACUGCUCCUGGAGGCCACGACCAGCAAACUGGCAGCGCUGCAACAUCACACCCUGUGAAAACGUGGAGUGCAGAGACACCACAAGGUACUGUGAGAAAGUGAAGCAGCUCAAGCUCUGCCAGCUCACCCAAUUUAAGUCACGUUGCUGUGGGACUUGUGGAAAAUCUUGAAGACAGACAAGAUGAAAAUGGAGGAACAAGGGGAUCACAGCCUUUUCUUCACUGAGCAAAGGCUUUUGCAGAAAAUACAGACAGAUGGAAUAAUCUUUUUCAUUUUAUUUAUUUAUUUCCCUUUAAAAAAAAUGCCUUUGACGAAUCAUUGUUGUAAAGGGACUUGACCAGUUUUCCCUACUAUGAAUCUGGGAGACAGAAUGCAGAUAAACAUAGCCAUGAGGGUAGACCACAAAGAGUUAGAGAGACUCAUGACACCAAGAAAUGGGUAUGAGAGGAGUGGGGCUUCCCCUCAAUCUGUGUACAUGACUGCAGGACACGCCAAGAGACAGGUGAGGAAGAGGAUCAGAGUCAAAUCCUAGCAUCAUAUUACAGCAUCACAGAAUCAUCAAGGUCCAGGGAGACCUUCAGGGUUUUUUAAUCUCUAAUCUGAGCCUCCCCAGCUUAAUUUGAGGCCAUUUUUUUCUCAUCCUGUUGUUUGAAACAUGGCAGAAGAGGCUGACCCCCACCUCAUUACAACCUCCUUUCAGGCAGUUGUAGAGAGCAAUGUGGUCACCCCUGAGCGUCCUCAGAGCUAAACAACCCCAGCUGCCCCAGUUUUUCCUUAUAAGAUGUGUCUUUAAGAUCUUUCACCAGUUCCCUAACCCUUCUCUGGAUAUGCUCUAUCACCUCAAUGUCUGUCCUGCAGUGACGAGCCCAGAACUGAGCACAGGAUUUGAGGUGUGGCCUCAUCAGUGACAAGUACAGGGGGACAAUCAGUGACGUGGCCCUGCUGGCCACACUGUUGCUGGUACAGGCCAGGAUGCCAUCAGCCACCUCAGGCACCUGAGCACUGCUGGCUGAUAUUUAGUCAGCUCAUAUUUAGGUGUUGACCAGCACCCCCAGGUCUCUUUCUGCUGAACAGCUCUCAUCUCUCUUAGACUACCUUGAGAACGCGAGCACAUGAGUUUGCUUUAUAAGCUUAUUUGUUACAUCCAAGAUUGGAAGCCUUUUUAAUUUCUAAACCCCUCUCUCCUUCCUAUACCAGACAAGGGACAUCCUUGUAAUCUUUGAGGAUCUGGAGAAGUUCAACAAUGGUGUGUAACAUAAGUGGGUCUAAAAUACACUUGAAAAAGUUUCCAGUUUGAGCUUGUGAGGGAGGAUUGGGGACUGAAGGGUUGUCCUCAGCACAGAGGUGUGGAGGUGAUGUAAAUAAUUAACCAGCAAAAGGAGAACAAGUAGGGUGACACACUUAAGUACAAACCUGCAAACACUGUUCCAUAGAGAGCGUAGGCAGGAAAGAUAGAAAUUGUACGUGAUAAACAGGAGACACUUUGCAUACUGCAUCCUAUAAUAUUUAUUUAGAAAAAAGAGGUACUACUUCCCAAAGUUCUGGUACAUUCAGACCUGGGGUUUUGGAAAAGAACUUGAAGAAGUAGGGUUUUCUGUUUUGUUAAUGUGAAAUUUUUCUUUCCUGGCAGACAAGCCUUUUGUAUAACUGGUAGAAAAGAACUUUAUUCUGAAUUUUCAUAGUUAUUACUACUCAGUUGAAAUAUAAUCACUUUAGUAUCAGCACCAUUGGACUAAUGCAAAUAAUUUGUAAGAAACUUGCUCCUCUCCAGCUGCCUCCCACAACAAAACAGGUGCUAUAAAGCAGAUCUUUAACUCCAGGUAUUACACCUUGAAGGUACAGUCUAAAAAAUGAGACUGAAACAUCACACUCACAGCAUGAUUUUGCAAGCAGGCCAUGAGUCUAUCCUCCUGACCAGCUGCAGUGUAUAUUCAGCUAGUGAAGUGCUACCUGAUAUUAGUUCCUGGGCAUUCUCUGCUCUGCUCAGAAGAAAAGAAAAAAAAAAAAAAGAAAAAAAAAAAAAAUUUAGAGGAAAUCUACAAAGAAGAGGGUUUGAGAAUCGUGAAACUUUAAAGGAGAACUACCUGAUCUCAAGUUUUGCUUCAAGGCCUUCUCCAAAUGAAAGGUUUGGUUGUGCCUUUCCUAUAACUCCUGUUGGGGCUAGUGCCCUGUGGUAUAUUUAUGAAAUGUUGUUCAAGUCCUGCUAAGCUACAGCUUUCAUGGUAUGUGGAUUUUUCAGUAAAACUGGGGGUCCAUUAUUGAGGUCAGUGCCAGGUUCAUGACAUCAAUCUGUCUCAAAUUGGCUUACUUCAAAACACAUCUGGGAGUGAACACGCUUGGUAGAAAUGGGUCUUCAAGAAAUAAGCAUCAGCGUAACUUUUUAUUUAAAAAAAAAAAAGAAUAAUGACUUUCUGUGUAUGUAAAUGUAUAUCUUUUCUGUAUAUUUAUUAGGAUUUCUUGUAUAAAAAGUGCAAUAUUAAUAACUGUACAUUAUUUUGUCCAGAUAAAACUAUUUUGGGUUUUUUUUAAUCUCCCCAGAAUUUUGUUCCUCUAAAGUCAACAGUAAUAGUGUAUUUCUCUUAAUUUUAACAGCACUUGCAUUUAAUUGGGGAUCUGCUUCACUGUGCACAGAGUGCUUUAUAGAUUAUGACAUGAGAGAGGGAUGAUGUUUUUAACUUGUGAAAUGAUAAUUAUGCAUGGAAUGAAGGACAAUUCCUUAAUAACAUAAUAAUAGCAAUGAUGAUGAUGACGCUGUGAUGGAUAUUUUUGAUACAUUAGUUAACAAUGUGCAGCAUGGGGAAGUAUUUUCUUUUGUGUAAAAGCAAAAUAUGUUCAAGCUAUCACGUUCCAUUGUAUCUGUGUAACUGUGCACAGGAUAAACACAAAGGAUCUGAUCUGGUGGGGCCACUGUGUUGUCUCUGCACAGUGUGGAUUUAAUUUCACAUGUCUGUCUUCUGAAUUGUGACUUGGCAGCAUCUCAGUAAUAUAAGAAUUACUGGUUAUUUUUUAAAAGGAUGCUUUCCUUCUCUAAAGAGAAAACAAAACAGCAAACUUGUAUUUAUAUAACUUUUUGUACAAGUAAUGCAGCUUACAUAUUUAAUUACAACUGUCUGAUGUGUUGUUUUUUAAUCUUAAAAACAAAAUCCAAAUUAGCAAACCUGUCCUUAUUCUUUAUUAUGAUAGCAGCACACACCUGCUACACGAAGUACACAAGAUGUACCUGCCUUGGGGAAAGAGGAGAUGUUUUACCUCCUUUGUAAAACUCUCCAGCCAUUAAGAUUCUGUACCCUGUCUUGGAGAUAUGUUUUAAUUCUCCAUUUGCCUGGCGUUGUUCUUAUUUGCUAAAGGUUUACCCUUAUUGCUCUCGCAGAAGUAUAAAGCUGGUCCAAGGACCAUGAAGAUCAAUAAAAGUAUACUCCUUUUUUUAAGUAGCAAUGCUUCAAGACAUAACUUUCCUCAGCAAUCUAUGGCUUGAAUAAACACCUGUUAAUUCAGUCUAUCCUUAUAGGUAGCUGCCACCUUCAGUAAUGGACCUGCCAGCUACCUGAAGCAUGAAGUGUGUGUGCAGAAGGAAUUGUGGUAAUGGUUUGAAUUAUGAAAGGAAAGAAGAAAAAAGUUAAUAAACAUUUCUUCUAAACAAGGAAAAAAAUAGAGUUUUGAAAACUAAGCUGUUGCCCUUUUCAAACAAACAGUAUGUCUCUGCUAAAAUGGAACAGCAAUUUUGCUGUGAUUUUUUGACAGUUUCUCUUGUAUGAUGUUUCUGCAGAUGUUUUUUAUAUAUAUACUGCAGAGAAGUAACACCUCACACAGACAAGCAAGUCAAUGACCAGACCUAAGACUUCCAAGCAACACUACUGAAGGCAAUGGGAAUUUCAUCAUUCAUUUUCAGUUAAACAAGCGUAGAAGCUGUUUUGUGUGUAAAAUGAACAGGUUUGCAUAUGUUCUCAAAAGUAUAGUUAUUGUCUUUUAUGCUUAUGGCUUUAGUUACUGCUCAAGGCCAAAAGUGCUCACAACCUUAAAAGCAAGCUUCCAGUUUUACUCUCCUGACUAAUUUUCCUCACUAAAGAAAAACAGUUCUGGACCAAAAGAAAGAUACAGAAAGGUUCCCCACAGAAGAUCUACUCCCAGCCCUUCUUAUUGACAAGGAAAGCACAACUGAACAAUUCCAGGCAUCCGUGUCUCAAUAAAUAGAAGCCAUAGCCAGAGUUUUCCAAAGUAAUGUCUAGCUUUUCCUGCUCUCUAGAUGUAGUUAUAUGGACUGCAGUUGGAGCUUGUUUAGUUUUUAAGUUAGGAUUCUUCUUGCAAACUACCUAUCAAACAAAAAGGCCUUACCAUUUGUUUGGUGCACCAACAUUGAUUCAUAAAUAAAUUUGAUUCUUCUAGAUCAGCGUCACUGACACCUCUGUUUGUAGAAGACGGUCAAUCAAAAGCUUACUCUUUUCCAAAUUUUCAGAACCAUAAAUUUCCCCAGAAGUUUUUAAUGCUUUCAGCAAGUGUCUGAUCAUUUGAGCUAGUAGUUGAGUAGAUAAGUUUCAUUCAUUCAGUUACAUAAGUUUUAACAGAGAUGCUUUCAAAGUCUUU
Molecule: messenger RNA, 9900 nt
Organism: Passer domesticus (house sparrow)
Lineage: Eukaryota; Metazoa; Chordata; Aves; Passeriformes; Passeridae
Gene: ADAMTSL1
Product: ADAMTS like 1
Exons: 29
Coding region: 204-5489 (1761 amino acids)
Biological process (GO): proteolysis; extracellular matrix organization
Cellular component (GO): extracellular matrix
Molecular function (GO): metalloendopeptidase activity
Source: RefSeq, a predicted model, not a curated record